AUGGCCGAGAAUACGGGAACCAAAUCGCAGCAGACCAACGGCAAUAGUCGAGGCACUGGUAUAACCGAAGUCUGCGAUGUGGUCAAGUAUGUCUCCGACACUGCCUUGAUCGGCAAGGCCCUUACCGCGCAGUUUCCCGAAGCUGGCCUGCGCAUCGACAGCAAUCAAGAACUUCUCAACAACAUUCGCGAGCCCACCAACGAUACCGUCGGACGGCAGAAACCGCGUGGUUUGCUCGACCUGCCCCGCGAACUGAGAGAUCUCAUCUACGUACAUGUCAUCGGAGAAUCAACCACGAGCCUACGGAGCGCCAACAGACCUCGACACGUCUCAAAUCCAUCGCAUCUCGCUCUCAAGCCAUCUCCCUACGCAACGAACAGUGGCAUGGUCGGCCUCAACCGACAAGUCCGUGAGCAGUUAACCGAGAUGCUCUGCUCUGCUCCAGAGAUUAAGCUCACUGUGCGAAUCUCCGAGUAUCUCAACUUCCGGCAUGCCGUCAAGAUGGUCGAGUCCUGGAUCACUCACCCGAAUGGUCGUCUGACCAAAUGUCCACUAAAGAUCACCAUCACCAUCGACGUCCACGACUGGGACGAAAUCAUGAUACUCGAGGACUCGUGGCGUAGGAAUCGUCGCAAUGCUAUCCAUAGCGUGAAUCGGUGGCUGAAAGCCUGGAGCAAAGUGUCAGACCUGCCGGGCGCUCCGAAAAUCAGCUACACUUCGCAAGGCACUGCACAAGAGCUCUCGGCGUUCAAGUGGUUUUUGAUUAACACGGAUCCAGCCUCCGGUAAUGUGGCCUGCUCAUCACAUUGCAGCCUCAUCAUCUGGAAUGUCAAACAAGACUUCGAACGAGUCAAUGACUGCGAGAUUGAGGCGUUUUAUCGCCGCCAAGCCAUUGACAAGUUCAGGGAUCCUAUCAUCAGCACGGAGAGCUUGCACUAG
Messenger RNA from Ramularia collo-cygni, 939 nucleotides. RefSeq lists its product as uncharacterized. The record is from RefSeq and is a predicted model, not a curated record. The transcript is spliced from 3 exons. Lineage: Eukaryota; Fungi; Ascomycota; Dothideomycetes; Mycosphaerellales; Mycosphaerellaceae. The coding region runs from base 1 to 939 and encodes 312 amino acids.